This is a messenger RNA of Monoraphidium neglectum, 876 nucleotides long. RefSeq names its product 6-phosphogluconate dehydrogenase NAD-binding protein. The coding region runs from base 1 to 876 and encodes 291 amino acids. The transcript is spliced from 5 exons. Gene Ontology annotation, molecular function: NADP binding; oxidoreductase activity, acting on the CH-OH group of donors, NAD or NADP as acceptor. The record is from RefSeq and is a predicted model, not a curated record. Lineage: Eukaryota; Viridiplantae; Chlorophyta; Chlorophyceae; Sphaeropleales; Selenastraceae.
AUGUCCGCCACCGCCUUUGUGGGGCUCGGCGCGAUGGGCCUGCCGAUGGCGACCAACCUCGCGGCCGCUAUCUCUAAUCAGCCGCUCAUAAUAUAUAACAGAUCCCGCGCCAAGUCUGACACGCUCGCGUCCGCCGCGCCGCCCGGCGCCGUCAAGGCGGCCGCGACGCUCCAGGAAGUCGCGGGGGCAGCUUCCAUCGUGCACCUCAUGCUCGCCGAUGACUCAGCCUGCGAUGCCGUCAUCACCGAGCUGCUCAAGGGGUCCCAAGGGGGCGGCGACGGCGCCCACCUGGCGGCGGGGUCUGUGAUAGUCAACCACAGCACGGUGCACCCGGGGUGCUCGAAGCGGGCCGCGGCGGCAGCUGAGGAGGCGGGGGUGGAGUACGUGGCGGCGCCCGUGUUUGGCAGGCCGGACGCGGCGGCUGCACGGAAGCUGCUGGUCGUGCCGGCGGGGCCGCCGGCGGUGCUGCGGCGCGUCGCGGCGCACCUAGAGGCACUGGGGCGGGUGCUGCCGCCUGUGGGGGAGGACGCGAGUAAGGCCAACGUGCUGAAGCUCACCGGGAACUUCAUGAUCGCGGGCGCGAUCGAGAUGAUAUCGGAGGCUCUGGCCGUGUCCGAGAAACACGGCGUGCCAGGGGACAGCAUCCUCGGAUUCAUCGAGGCCUUCUUCCCCGCCCCUCCGAUCGUGGUGGGCGCCGAGCGCUUUGGGGGCGGGGGCGAGGGCGGCCGACGCGGCGCGCUCGUCGCCAGUAGCGGCGCCUCUGUCCCCUCGGCUUCUCCGCAGGCACCUGCCACAGCGUGCGACGCGCAAUGCGCCGCCCGGCCUAGCUUCAAGGGCGCGGCUCUCAUGACCUCCCAGACCAACCCUGAAUUUUGA